This is a messenger RNA of Dunckerocampus dactyliophorus (ringed pipefish), 6952 nucleotides long. RefSeq names its product bile salt export pump-like. Gene Ontology annotation, molecular function: ABC-type transporter activity; ATP hydrolysis activity; ATP binding. Gene Ontology annotation, biological process: transmembrane transport. The record is from RefSeq and is a predicted model, not a curated record. NCBI's taxonomy places the organism in Eukaryota, Metazoa, Chordata, Actinopteri, Syngnathiformes, Syngnathidae. The transcript has 29 exons. Bases 289 to 4377 code for a protein of 1362 amino acids. Gene Ontology annotation, cellular component: membrane.
AAACCAAACACUCUGACCUCAAGUUCUAAGCAAGUCCAGGCCUGCUCAAUAUGAGCACGUGAAUCUCUUCCAAGGUACACACUGUGUCCUCCUCCUAUAUACAAGUGGCAAGCGACCACUUCCCAGAGAACAGCAUUUGGGGGACGUAAAGGCUGAAUGUCUCGAUAACGGACUUAAACAUCAAAGAGGAUCAGUUGACCUGACUGCUCUGUUCCAGGGAUUCAUGAUAAGAUUCACACAAGGACAAGGAACAUUUUCCUGUGAAAGGAAACGUGUUGAUGAGCCACUAUGCCUGCCGGAUCAGUGAAAUUACAAAGCAUCAAAAAGCUUGGACAGGAGAAUCGCAGCUAUGAUAUUUCAGAUGACGAACCAGCUGGCUCUUACAUGAGCAUGACAUCAACCAAGGAACAUGAGAAAGAUCAAGGGAACAAGGAGCUGCCGGCAAUAAGAGUUGGCUUCUUUCAGCUGUUCCGUUUCGCUACAUGCAACGAGGUGGCGAUGAUGGUGGUGGGUAGCGUGUGCGCCGUGCUGCACGGCUCAGCCCAGCCUCUCAUGCUGCUGGUGUUCGGCCUGCUCACGGACACCUUCAUCGAGUACGACAUUGAGCUGAACGAGCUGAGCGACGAGCGGAAGGAAUGCGUGAACAACACCAUCCAGUGGAAGAAGAACUACACGGAUACACUCAUGCAGGGCAUGAACCAGUCGCACUGGAGCUCCUUCAACUAUUCCGACUGGGGGACACUGGUGCCAAUAAGGGACAGGUCAUGUGGGCUCCUCGACAUUGAAUAUGAAAUGACCUUAUUUGCCUUCUAUUAUGUCGGAAUUGGAGCAGCUGUGUUCAUUUUGGGAUAUAUUCAGAUCUCCUUGUGGGUAACUGCUGCUGCCAAGCAGAUUCAGCUUAUUAGGAAAAUCUACUUCAGCAAAGUGAUGAGGAUGGAGAUUGGCUGGUUCGACUGCACCUCGGUGGGCGAGCUCAACACGCGCAUGUCUGAUGACAUCAACAAGAUCAAUGACGCCAUUGCGGACCAAGUCGCUAUUUUUAUGCAGCGUUUCACCACCUUUGUGUGCGGCUUCUGCGUAGGCUUUGUGAAAGGAUGGAAGCUGACGCUGGUGAUCGUGGCAGCGAGUCCGCUGAUUGGCAUUGGAGCAGGUCUCAUGGCUCUGUUUGUGGCUAAACUAACAGGUAUGGAGCUGCAGGCGUAUGCUAAAGCUGGAGCCGUUGCAGACGAGGUACUCUCCUCGAUCAGGACGGUGGCUGCUUUUGGCGGAGAGAAAAAAGAGGUGCAACGCUACGACAAGAACCUGGUGUCAGCACAGCGCUGGGGCAUUAGGAAGGGUGUGAUCAUGGGCUUUUUCACUGGAUACAUGUGGCUGAUUAUCUUCCUGUGCUACGGCCUGGCCUUCUGGUAUGGCUCCAGUCUGGUGGUGGAUACAGAGGAGUACACACCAGGGACACUUCUGCAGGUCUUCUUUGGGGUUCUGAUUGCUGCCAUGAAUUUGGGUCAGGCAUCACCAUGUCUGGAAGCAUUCGCUGCAGGCCGUGGAGCUGCCACCAUCAUCUUUGAAACCAUUGACAGAGAGCCUGAGAUUGACUGUUUAUCUGAAGCAGGAUAUAAGCUUGAUCGCGUCAAAGGUGACAUUGAGUUUCACAAUGUGACCUUUCACUACCCUUCCAGGCCAGAAGUUAAGAUCUUGGACCAGCUCAGUGUUGCGGUGAAGUCAGGUGAGACCACAGCCUUUGUAGGCCCAAGUGGCGCCGGAAAGAGCACAACUGUCCAACUCAUUCAGCGCUUCUACGACCCUAAAGAGGGGAUGGUGACUCUAGACGGUCAUGACAUCCGCGGGCUGAACAUACAAUGGCUGCGCUCACUCAUUGGCAUUGUGGAGCAGGAGCCUGUGCUGUUUGCCACCACCAUUGCUGAGAACAUACGCUAUGGUCGCCCCGGCGUCUCCAUGGAUGACAUCGUCACCGCUGCCAAAGAGGCCAACGCCUACAACUUCAUCAUGGAUCUGCCCCAGAGAUUUGAUACCUUGGUGGGCGAGGGUGGAGGUCAGAUGAGUGGCGGUCAGAAGCAGCGCAUUGCAAUCGCUAGGGCGCUGGUAAGGAACCCUCGCAUCCUGCUGCUGGACAUGGCCACCUCAGCCCUGGACAACGAAAGUGAGGCUGUGGUCCAAGAGGCCUUGGAUAAAGUGCGCAUGGGACGGACCACCAUCUCUAUAGCCCACCGGUUGUCCACCAUAAAGAACGCAGAUGUGAUUGUCGGCUUUGAACAUGGCCAGGCAGUCGAGAAAGGCAAGCACAGUGAACUACUGGACAGGAAGGGUGUCUACUUCACCCUGGUCACCUUACAAAGCCAGGGUGACAAGGCCCUCAACGAGAAGGCACGGCAAAUGGCUGAAAAUGAAAACGUGCCAGAGAAGAUCAGUCUAUCCAGGGGCGGCAGCUACCGGGCCAGUUUGAGAGCCUCCAUCCGUCAGAGAUCCAGAUCGCAGCUGUCCAACCUGAUUCCAGAAUCUUCUGUUCCCAUCGCUGGAGAGCUCGGCCCCAGAGCCUACGCUGUGUCACAAGCAGACAAAUCCAAGAACGCCAUCCUAGAAGAGGAGGAUGAGGAACCUGUGGAGCCAGCGCCAGUUGCUCGGAUCUUGAAGUACAACUUGCCUGAGUGGCCUUACAUGCUUUUUGGAUCUCUUGGGGCUGCUGUGAAUGGUGGGGUCAACCCUGUCUAUUCGCUGUUGUUCAGUCAAAUCUUGGCGACUUUCUCGGUUACAGAUCCUGAGGCUCAGAGGAAAGAGAUUGACAGCAUCUGCUUAUUCUUUGUCAUGGUCGGCGUCAUCUCCUUCUUCACUCAGAUGCUGCAGGGUUAUGCCUUCUCCAAAUCUGGAGAGCUGUUGACACGCAGGUUACGUCGUCUGGGCUUCCACGCCAUGCUGGGCCAGGAGAUUGGCUGGUUUGAUGAUCACAGGAACAGCCCUGGAGCUCUGACCACACGACUGGCGACCGACGCCUCACAAGUACAAGGGGCUACUGGCUCCCAGAUCGGCAUGAUCGUCAACUCUCUGACCAACAUCGGGGUGGCCAUCCUCAUGUCCUUCUACUUCAGCUGGAAGCUCACGCUGCUCAUCCUGUGCUUCCUGCCCUUCAUCGCUCUAUCAGGUGGUUUCCAGGCCAAGAUGCUCACUGGAUUUGCCAAGCAGGACAAGGAAGCUAUGGAGUCUGCUGGACGGAUUUCAGGUGAAGCCUUGAACAACAUUCGCACCAUCGCUGGUCUUGGGAAGGAGAGGAAUUUUGUGGACAUGUAUAACGCACAGCUGGAUGCUCCAUAUCAGGCAGCCUUAAAAAAGGCUAACGUCUACGGGGCUUGUUACGGUUUCGCCCAAUGUGUCAUCUUCUUGACCAACUCUGCCUCUUAUCGGUUCGGGGGCUACUUGGUACGCCAAGAAGGGCUCCAUUUCAGCUUGGUGUUCAGGGUCAUUUCUGCCAUCGUCACCAGUGGCACAGCCUUGGGCAGAGCCUCCUCCUACACCCCUGACUAUGCCAAGGCCAAGAUUUCUGCUGCACGUUUUUUCCAGCUGCUGGACCGCGUGCCUCAGAUUAGCGUCUACAGCAACAACGGAGAUAAAUGGGAUAACUUCCAAGGCAACAUUGAGUUCAUUGACUGCAAGUUCACUUACCCCACCCGACCAGACAUCCAGGUCCUCAAUGGGCUGAAUGUGGCGGUGAAGCCCGGCCAGACAUUGGCCUUUGUGGGUAGCAGUGGCUGUGGAAAGAGCACCAGUGUGCAGCUUCUGGAGAGGUUUUAUGACCCCGACAAAGGCAGAGUGCUGAUUGAUGGCCGCGACUCGACUCUCGUCAACGUGUCUUUUCUGCGAUCCAAGAUUGGCAUUGUGUCCCAGGAACCAAUCUUGUUUGACUGCAGCAUCGCAGAAAACAUCAAGUACGGUGACAACUCGCGGGACAUUGGCACGGACGAGGUCAUCUCCGCCGCCAAGAAAUCGCAGCUCCACGACUUCGUCAUGUCUCUUCCCGAGAAAUAUGACACAAACGUGGGCGCCCAGGGUUCUCAGUUAUCUCGAGGUCAAAAGCAGCGCAUUGCCAUCGCCAGGGCAAUCAUACGUGACCCCAAGAUCCUGCUCCUGGAUGAAGCCACCUCAGCUCUGGACACAGAGAGUGAGAAGACCGUGCAAGCGGCGCUGGACAAAGCUAGAGAGGGCAGGACCUGCAUCGUUAUCGCCCACCGUCUGUCCACCAUUCAGAACUCGGACAUUAUCGCCGUCAUGUCCCGGGGCUACGUGAUCGAGAAGGGAACGCACGACCAGCUUAUGGCCCUGAAUGGAGCCUACUACAAGCUGGUCACCACUGGAGCGCCAAUCAGCUAAUAGCUUUGAGAGUGUAACCCACUGGAAACAAAUGUGAUGAGCUGAGUUAUUGCAUGCAUUGUAUGCUGACGGAACAUCAGAAAGUGACUCUUCACCUUUACAGUAUUUAUUUGUGUGGAAAGCCCUGUCACACCAAGGGGGAUUGCUGAGGCAUUUCAGGACUAUGGAUCUACGUUGGUAUCUUUGUUUUGCAAGUCAUUUGCCAACAUAUAGUGAGAGACUUUGAGAGUUCCCAGCUCAUUACACCAUAAAGGUGGUUUGCGUUGGCUGUUAAUAAAUAAUCAUCAGGAAAGGAUGUCCAAACAUCCGUUUUCUAUACCACUGAUCAUCUUCAUUUAGCUGAUUUAGGAUGAGAAGUUAAGUACACCCUGGACUGAUAAUGUACUAAACCUAACCAAUCCUUUCUUAAAUGAAUACAUUACAAAACAGGCAGAAUUAGUUUCUUAGCACAAAUGUGUUAAGAGGGCACUUUCAAAUUUCAAAUUACAGUGGAUCCCUGCAUUCUCAGCACUCGCGACUUCGGAAAGUUACAGAAUAUAUAUAUUUUUUUGUCCGUUUUUUCCGAAGAAAACACAUCUCAUUCAUGCUACGUUGGUAAUACUUUAUAAAUAGCCCACAUGGCAGCCCCACAGUCGAUCGAUGUCAUGGCUCGAGCGUGACUCUGAUCCAUCCCAUCAUCUAUCACCAUUGUCAUUCAUUCGUGGUGAUUACCUAUACCUUUUAUACUUUAAAUGUUUUUAAUAAGUGAUAAAAUAUUACAAUUAUUUUAUUUUGAUGCAGUGAUGGCCAGUUUUAAAUGAACAAACCAACAAUCAAGUUUGUUUGUAGUUGUAAAUGUAAUUAAGGUGUUUUUACUCGCUUUUUUGUCUCUCUUACGAGGUUGUGCUUUUUUUCCUACAGCAUCUGUUACAACAUCGUAUGCAAAUUAACUGGUGACAUCACCCAGUGACAGCCACUAGCUACUUUUCUUACUGAGGAGUUGGCAACAGUGCAAAAGAACUUAAGUUGAUGGGAGAAUGCACGCAAGUCCAGAUUUGCUCCACCCAGAGUGUGUAUUUUGAAUGAAGGCACGUCGUGACAGACUUACGUAGCUUACGUAGAUUUUCCGCUUACGCGCAUGGGAGAAUAGGGCCCAAAAUGAGCAGUAAAAGAGGGAGGACCUGCUGGAGUUCCUUGGACAAGUAGUUGGUGUAUCUUUGUCCUGCAUUGUUAGCGUUUAGAUAGUUUUUCUUUCUGUGGAAAAGAAAUCAAAAAGAUCAUCUUGAAGGAAAUUCAAGUAGUGAUUCAAAGGUUUUGUCUUGAUUUACUCAACAUUUUUUAUCCAAAUGUUUAUUUUGCAAGUUCGGAUAACUGCCAGUCACAAUGCUGCCUGACUGCCAUCGCCUGCUACAAAAUGUCAUGGCCAAUUUGAAGAAUUUCUAAUCUAAAAGCAUUUUUUCCACAUCUUUAAAACGAAAGCACAGAUAUGCUGGUGUCUCUGCGCUACUUCAGAAGUCAGAUAUUAAACCUUGCCGAGAUUUUGCGACCCGAUGUAGCCUCCCGAUUCUUGACUCGCACGCUCCGCCGGGUCAUGCUGUCAGGUGUGCAGGUGUCAGAGAGACCGUCAUUUAGUGGUAAUACAGUAUGCGAUCACGCCACACUGACCUCUGGAAAUGGACUCUUCCGUCAUGACAUCUCCAGACUUGGACUCAGGGGUGGAUUUGCAUUCUUCGGAUGCAAUCUCAUUUGUCGCUUCUUCUGCCAGUUGAUUCAGCCAGAGGAUGUUGUAUGACUUGGUGCCAUGUGACUGAUUUAGCAGACAUCAGAGGCUGGCCGACGGGUCCCUGAUGACCGUGAUAUCAGUGUAUUUAACAUCAAGAAACAUUCAACUUUCAAGUGAAGGCCGAGGGAUGCACUUGUGGAUCUCCAGUGACAAUGAAUGCUAUUAAUAUGGCAGUCAGUCGCACUGCAAUAUUUUUUUUCAUAGCAUUUAAUUACCUGUACAACUGCACCAUAACAUUCAUCGUAUACACGGUUUCUAUUCGCUUUUCUUUUUUAAAAUUUGACUUCUUUCCAGUUGAUUUUCUUGUGUGUUUUUCUGCCACGCAGAGCGGCUUAACACAUCAAUGCUUUCUACCCAUCGCCUCACCUUUGAUCCUCUUGCAAGGAAAGCACACACUUCAGAACUGAAAUAAUAAAAUGGCUCAGAGAGACUCACAAUAUUAUUUCAUCCAUCCUUAAUGAGGCAAAGAUUAUGUUUUUAUCUGACUUUGAAUCCACUGGCAGAAACAAUGACACUCUUCUCUCACAAUAAUACCAUGGAAGUCUAGUACAAAAAGAUAGUAGUACCGAUAUAGUACAGAAAGACGUUUUUUUUAAUAAAGCUUAUGAGUCAUACCACCCACAUAAUGAAACAGCUGCGUAAGUCACAUGUCUCUUAUUUAUGUUUCUCACAUCUUAAUGACAGUAAAGAUGAAUGACGUGUUUAUGUUUGUAUGUAUUGAUCAAAUGCACAAACUGAGCAAAAUGAUACCAUGUGUGUUGAAACUUGGUUUUAAUAAAAGGAAGUGUUAGUUACCCCAAGUAUUUACAUCAC